AUGCAUUUCUCCAGCAGAGUUUUCAUUUUGGCACUGGCAUCACUUGCCGAACGCGCUCUAGCAUCCACAGUCUACAUGCGCAACAACACUCAAGUCGGACUUUCUCCUGACGGUUCAUCAUACACACGUGUAUCCGCCCUCAAGGCUCGCGAAGUCACCUUUGGAAACUGUGGUUGCAACAUUAUUGCCCCGGAAGAUAGGGGUUUAUGCGCACGCAUCUCAUAUACGGGUGUUAACGUGUACUUCUACAAAGAAGCGGGAUGUAAUGGUACGAAGCCUUUGCUGGAUUAUCGGGGUCCAGCGCAGGAUAUUUUCACGUGUGGGCAGUCGACUUGGGAUAGUUCCAGUAUCAGGAUCGAUUGCUAG
Molecule: messenger RNA, 366 nt
Organism: Glarea lozoyensis ATCC 20868
Lineage: Eukaryota; Fungi; Ascomycota; Leotiomycetes; Helotiales; Helotiaceae
Exons: 2
Coding region: 1-366 (121 amino acids)
Source: RefSeq, a predicted model, not a curated record